Molecule: messenger RNA, 1395 nt
Organism: Penaeus monodon (black tiger shrimp)
Lineage: Eukaryota; Metazoa; Arthropoda; Malacostraca; Decapoda; Penaeidae
Product: kinetochore protein Spc24-like
Exons: 6
Coding region: 193-852 (219 amino acids)
Source: RefSeq, a predicted model, not a curated record
AUACAAAGCCAAGAAGGGUCUUAAUUCUCUCUGGUCAUAUUCCAAGAGAAAUGAUCAGUCGUUGUGACUUUUUAACCGAUGUUGGAGGAAAUACAAGCUCCUGUUCACAUAGGAAAGCCCAGUUAACAGCGACCCUUUUUAUCUAGGCAUUGUUUAUGUUUACGAAAAUUAAUUACUUAUGUGGACAAAAGGAUGGCUAUAGGAAAAGAGAAUCAUGGAUUUUGCAAGAUGGGCGAAGAAAGCAUGAUAGAGAGGGACAUUGCUGGCCUGGAGGAGAUGACCAGCCAGGCAAUCUCUGUGUUUGCAAACAACAGGGUCAACUCUGCCAUAAACGCAUCCAAAGACACCUUGGUCAGUUCUCUGGCUGCCUGCGAACACUCAAGGCUAACUCUGAAAGAGACCAUCAGAGACCUACUGCAAGUUGAGGAAGCAGAAUCAAAUACCCUUGAUGAACUCCGUUCUGAAACUUUAGGUCCAGGAGCAAGUCAGGUGGUCUCACAAAUUGCGCAGGCCAAAAGAAGAAUGGAAGAAAUAGAAGAAGAAAUCAAAUCAAUUACCGGAAGCAUAAGCCACACGGAACAGCUGGAACACUCCUUGGAACAGAGGGCCAAAUCCUCUAGUAAACAUACCUCAGCUGUCGUACCCAAAAUCAAGGCUGAUGUUACCACAUUCACACAGAUUUCUCACCUAAAAUGGGACUACACCGCUCCAGAAAAUGUAGUCAAAGGAUUCAUUCUCCGACCAGAGAAGAGGGACAUCACCCCUUUCAAGCUCGACACAUCAUCACACUCCCAGUUCUUCAUCACAAAUUUCCUGUGGCAACAGAUUGCUGCUGAUAGUGAUUUUAUUUGAAGAAAUGUAUGAGGAUGAUACUCUAAAUAUAUUAUUAGUUUCAGAAAAUCUUCCAAAUCUUUCUGAUAAUUUUUUUUUUUUUUUUUUUUUAUGGUCAAUUUUGUGUUGCCUUCACUUUCUAGUUUUAAAACUUGAUUUAGUUUUUUCUUUCGAUAUCUUAUGUACUACUAGUUUUAAAAAUGAAAAAAAAAAUUAAAUGUCUUCACACUGUCUAAAUUGUAUUUUCACAAUUUAUCCUGCAAAACUUGAAAGAAAGAAAGAAAAAUCUUUAGAGAUUAUAUAUAUUCUUAUGAGAACAAGAUAAUAAAGUUAUAGUGCAAAUAAGUAUGUUUAUCUUAUGAUUUAUAUGUUUUUCUUCUUUUAUACUACUAAUACUCCAUCCCCUUUCUCAUAUAACUUCUCAUCACAAUACAAAUAACUAUAAUUUAAAAGGAAAAGAAUGAAACACUACUUGUAUUCUUUCUUUAAUAUGAAACAAUAUUAAAUUUUUGAGUCACAGAACCAUGCAACAUCUUCACAUAAACCAAAGAAAAAAAAAAAAAA